This is a messenger RNA of Sipha flava (yellow sugarcane aphid), 5887 nucleotides long. RefSeq lists its product as uncharacterized. The transcript is spliced from 16 exons. The coding region runs from base 447 to 5864 and encodes 1805 amino acids. The record is from RefSeq and is a predicted model, not a curated record. NCBI's taxonomy places the organism in Eukaryota, Metazoa, Arthropoda, Insecta, Hemiptera, Aphididae. Gene Ontology annotation, cellular component: nucleus. Gene Ontology annotation, molecular function: zinc ion binding. Gene Ontology annotation, biological process: regulation of DNA-templated transcription.
UGCAUUUAUCGGGCGAACGAUUUUUGCGGUUAUGGCUCGCAUUCGCUCCAAACCAAGAAGUUACGGAUACUCGGACGUUUGCUAGAUUCGCUCGGACCGCUGCGGCACUCACGUAUCAUUGGCCGUCACGCUACUGUUCUCAUGGUCCUCCUAGCCGUUGGCAACGCGGCGACGUCGUUUUCCGCGGCCGCGUUCAACAGGUUAUAUUGAUAUCAGUAAAAUAUAAAUUAAUACAUUAUCAAAUGUAAAGAGGUAGACAGAACAUUGAAAAAAAGCAAUGAUUUUUCAAGAGAAAAAGUAAAAUUAAUAUAAAUGGUUUCAUUAAAUAAUAUGAAUAUUAAUGGCAGAGAAGAUAAUCAAAUUUAAUGAAUCUAUUUAAACUGUAAUACCUGAAGAAAAAUAAGUCAAAAAUAGUAACACUGCUUAAAAAUUUAAGCAAAACUAAUAUGGCUGAGCAGAAAACAUCUAUAUUUGCCAACAUUCAUGUUGACCAUGAUUAUGAUAAAUCAGCAUAUGACCAAUUCAUUAAUAAUGCAAUUAGAAAUAAGACUGAACUUAUGAAAUCCGAGCAAAAUAAAUUUAUAUUUGAUAAACCUCAAGAUAUCAAUGCUCUUAAAACAUCUGAGCAAAACCAAUCUAUGAUGAAUAAACUUGAAGAUAACACUGAACCUAAUACAUCUGAGCAAAAUAAAUUUAUAUUUGUUAAACCUCAAGAUAUCAAUACUCUUAAAACACCUGUGCAAAACCAAUCUAUGAUGAAUAAACUUGAAGAUAACACUGAACCUAAUACAUCUGUGGAAAAUAAAUUUAUAUUUGCUAAACCUCAAGAUAUCAAUGCUCUAAAAACAUCUGAGCAAAACCAAUCUAUGAUUAAUAAACUUGAAGAUAACACUGAACCUAAUACAUCUGAGCAAAAUAAAUUUAUAUUUGGUAAACCUCAAGAUAUCAAUGCUCUUAAAACACCUGUGCAAAAGCAAUCCAUGAUGAGUAAACUUGAAGAUAACACUAAACCUAAUACAUCCGAGCAAAAUAAAUUUAUAUUUGCUAAACCUCAAGAUAUCAAUGCUCAUAAAACAUCUGUGCAAAAUCAAUCCAUGAUAAAUAAACUUGAAGAUAACACUGAACCUAAUAGAUCCAAACAAAAGACAUUUAUAUUUGCUAAACCUCAAGAUAUCAAUGCUCUUAAAACACCUGUGCAAAAUCAAUCCAUGAUAAAUAAACUUGAAGAUAACUCUGAACCUAAUAGAUCCAAGCAAAAGACAUUUAUAUUUGCUAAACCUCAAGAUAUCAAUGCUCUUAAAACAUCUGUGCAAAAUCAAUCCAUGAUAAAUAAACUUGAAGAUAACUAUGAACCUAAUAGAUCCAAACAAAAGACAUUUAUAUUUGCUAAACCUCAAGAUAUCAAUCCUCUUAAAACACCUGUGCAAAAGCAAUCCAUUAUAAAUAAACCAAGAGAUAGUUUUAAAACUAAUACAUCUGAGGUAAAGGCAUUUGUAUUUGCUAAAAAUUUAGGUAUUCUUCCUUAUAAAAUACCUGUGCAAAACAAGUCUGUAUUAAAUAAAAUUGAAACUAGUACUAAACCUAGUACACCCAAACAAAAGACAUUUAUAUUUGCAAAACCUCAAGAUAUCAAUCCUUUAAAAAUACCUGUGCAAAAUCAACAGUCUAUAAUAAAUAAACCUGGAGAUAACUCUAAGACAUCCGAACAAAAUACAUUAGUAUUUUCUUUACCCCAAGAUGUCAAUGCUUUUAAAAUGCCUGUACAAAAUCAAUCUUUAAUAAAUGAAGUCAAAGAUAACAAUAAACCAGUGCAAAAGAAAUUUGUUUUUGCAAAAUUUCUAGAUAAUAGUACAUUUAAAGUACCAGUGCAAAAUAAAACUUCAGUGAAAUUAGUAGAAAAUACCUUUAAACCUAAACUUCCUGAGCUACCACAAUUUGUUUCAACGAGAGAAGAAACUACUGAAAUACCAGUGCGAUACAAAUCGGUAAGUAAUACAACUACCCUAAACUCUGCUGGUAGAACACAUUAUCAAGAAUUGCUAAUAAAUAAGAAGAUUGAACCUGCUUCACCUGUGAUUUUAAAUUCAUCUAAAAAUGAAAAAUCUUUUAUUAUUAAAAAACCGUCGUUUUUUAAUUUAGAAAACAUUUCCAUUCCAAAACCAAACACUUCUAACAUAACAUUAAGCUCUUCAGCAAUAACUAAUAAAUUUAAGAACAUCACAUCCAUCGCCAAAAUACCUACAGACGCUUUUAUUAAGUCAUCAAAUUCAACAUCUACAGUCAAUAUUAAUGAUGUUAAUUAUAAACAACAAUUUUCAAACUUAACUCAAGAAUUAAAAGUUGCGCCUUCAACUAUAACAAAAUCAAAAAUAUAUAUUCCACACAAUGGUAAAAACUAUAUGAUAAGAUCUGGUAAAAUAGUAAAAUCAGAUAUUCAGCCUCCAAAAUUAAAUCCUUUAUCGUUUAAAACAAAACCAACAAUUUUAAUACCGGAAUCAGUUGUACAAACAAAAAACCAAGGAAAUAUAAUUGUUUCGCCCUCAGAAAAUUCAAAAACUUUUAAUACUCCUAAUAUUACCAAAUUUGUAGCCAAAAUGGAAAAACUUCCAAAUGGAAAAUAUCAAAUGUUACCAACUCAAGGAAAUAUACCUGCCGGCUUAGAAAACUUGUUUAAAUCAAAUUCUCAGUUUGUUAAACAUAGUACAGUUACAGAUAGACCUCACAGUCCAAAUGGAGAUUAUUUUGUUUCUGUUGAAAAUAAUCCCUCAUCCUCAGAAGGUAUUAAACAGCUUCAGAAUUCUAAAGAGACUGAUCAAUUUAAAAAACCAUUGCAAGUAUUAUUUCCAAAAUCUCAGGAGACUAAAAUUUUAAAGAAAACUACAACUAACAAAAUUUUACCCUUUACCUUUACCAAAAAAUACCAAGUAAUAGAUAAUAAAUCAAUUAUUGGUGGAAAUCAUGGAAAAACUGUUAGUUUUCAAGGAAAAUCUAAUACUAAUCUAAGAAAAAAUUUUGUUAAUCAAAGAAAAACUUAUGCUAAUCAAGGAAAAGUUCGUAAUCCAAAAAUGUGUGCUCCAUCUGAAUUUAUUAAACUUAAACCGAAUCCUGAAUCUUUAAAUCAAUUGAAAAUACAACAAAUGAAUUCUGCUAAUAGUGACUUGCAGGAUAAACCAACUGUAAAAUUAAGUUUAAACGAGCAAGGAAAUCCUCAGUUAUUAAUAAAGGUUUUAAAAACAACCAAUGAACUUCCAUUAGUUACUACUGUUGCGGCUACAAAAGAAACAUUACCGGUUUCAGAUGAAGUAUCAAAUUAUCCUGAAAUUUCAAAUGUCUGUAGCAUCUCAUUAAAAAAGUUUUCAGAAAAAAAUAAAGUAUCUUUGCCUAAAAAACCUAGAAAAUCAAUACUUAAGAAAAGUUCUGGUUUUAGUGAACAUAACAUGGGUCGACCUCCUACUUGCGAAUAUGAAUAUUGUGAUACUUUAACUGAGGGGCUAAAAUUGAUUGAUAAUAUGUAUUGUAGUUUAACAUGUAAAAAGUUUAAUACAAAACUUAUGUUAGCUACACAAAAAAAACCUGUAGUUAGAUUCAAUUUAGAAGAGAAUGAUCAAAAGAAGCCUGUGAUUGAUCGAAAAAUGCUCUUAUUGAAAUUGAGAAAUAGAAUAAAUAAAAGGAAACAGUUAAAACAAUCUUGUCAGCCUGAAAAAUCACCACGAAUUGAUUUUAUUGAACAUGAAAAAAAAUCCAUUAUUAUAAAAGCAAUUUGUGAAAAACCCUUUUGUAAAUCAGUUCGUAAAUCUUUUCGUAAAUCAAAAAAUGGUUCAAAGUCAGAUGAUGAUGAAAUUUUACAUUUUAGACCUCAAAUUGACUAUAACAGAAUAAACAACUAUAUACAAUGUUUGCAAUUCACAACUGCUCCUUUAAAACUAUUUAAUAAGCCUUUUCCAACUGAACCAAAUUUGUUCAGAGUAGGACACAAAUUAGAAGGUAUUGACCCUGGACAUGAAACAUUGUUUUGUGUAAUGACUGUCAUAGAAGUUAUUGGUUAUCGCAUUAAAUUGCAUUUUGAUGGUUACUCUAAUGUUUAUGAUUUUUGGGUAAAUGCUGAUUACCCAGAUAUAUUUUAUCCAAAAUGGUGUGAACAAAAUUCACGUAUUUUACAACCACCAAAAAAUUAUAAAAAUAAAUUUAAUUGGACUGACUACUUUAGACAAAAGCUUGCUUUUCCAGCUCCAAAAUGGAAUUUUAGUUCUACUAAACAUCUUGCUACAUGUCCUACGCAUAAAUUUGAAAUUGGAUAUAAAUUAGAGGCAUUGGACAAAUCGACUCGUACAUCAUCAAAACCAGUUAUAUGUGUUGCAACUGUUGCUGAUGUUUUGGGUGAUCGUAUAUGUAUUCAUUUUGAUGGCUGGUCUAUAGAUUUUGAUUAUUGGGUUGAUGUCACAUCAAGUAAUUUACAUCCAGUUGGAUGGUGUAGUAAAAACGGUCGAACUUUAGCUCGACCUAAGUGUUAUAAUGAUUAUCGAGGUAGAAAACCUUUUUCUUGGUCUUCCUACUUAAAAGAAACUAAUAGUAAACCAGUGCCAGAAGAAGCAUUUAUUCAUGAACCACCACUGGAAUUUACUGUUAACAUGGCAAUUGAAACUGUUGAUAUUGUGGUUCCAUCAUUAUUGAGAAUUGCUAAAGUGAUUGAUGUUAAAGGCAAUGAAAUAAAAAUACUUUAUAAUGGGUUUAAUCCAAUGUAUGAAUAUUGGGUUGCAAACGAUAGUCCAGAUAUUCAUCCUGUUGGAUGGUCUUUAAAAACUAAUCAUCCUUUAGAAAUACCUGCAGACAGUCAAAAGCGUCAUUGUUGUGGAGUUUCUGGUUGUAAUGGAAAAGGCAACAUAAAUUGUAUGAUAAGUAGUCAUAAUGAUGUUAAAAGUUGUCCAUAUGUUAUUGAUAAUUGGAGAAAUACAGUUACUGGGUAUUCAUUAAUACCGGAUAGAGUGAAAACAUUUGUAAACCCUACUAUGAAACCACUGCCCCAGACUGAAAUUCCUAGAAAACUUUCUAAGAAACCUCAUAAUGAAUUUUCAAAGGAACUUUUAAAAGAACCUCCUAAAAAAAUUCCAAAGAAACUUGUUAAAGAACUUCCAAAGAACCUUCCUAAAAAGCUUCCUAAGAAGCUUCCUAAGAAGCUUCCUAAGGAACUUCCUAAGGAACUUCCUAAGGAACUUCCAAAAAAAACCAAACGAAAAUCAAAGAAACAAGAAAUGUUAAGGGAAAAAAAAGUAAUAAGUAAAGCAAAAUUAAUAGCAAUGAGAAAAGCUAAAAAAAAAAUGUUCGAAGUUAAGAAAAAGAAAUAUUUAAGUUAUGUUGCGUCACGUACAAUGUUUGGUGUUAAACAUGUCAAAUCAAAGGAUCAUUGGUCAAAUUAUAAUGGCUCACGCAUUGCAACAAUUAUGGAUGAAAUGGAAUUGCGCAUUGAUGAUCCAUGGACAUAUUUGCACAAUGAUGAUUUUAUAACAUCAAAAGCAAAGCGUAACAAAUUAAAUACUAGACGCAAUGCUAUUUCAGGCAUACCAAUGGUAAAUUCAAGUGAUGUAAAAUCAUGGUCUGUAUCACAGAUAGCCGAGUUGGUUGACCGUGUUGUGAUGAGUAAUUCUAUAUACCGAAGUGGAAAAGAACACAUUUUUGCAUCUCCAAUUUUCAUAGAUAAAGGAAUUGAUGGUGAGAAAUUCUUAAAAUUAACAGAGGAUGACCUUAUAGACUUUUUUCAUCUACCUCUUGGUAUUGCACUUAAAAUAUCCAGUGCCAUUACAAUAUUGAGAAAUAGAGUUCCUCAACCAGCAAUUUUUAAUAAUAUUGAUUCACUUGAACUUGAAUAAAAAAUUAAUUAUACCAAUUAUUA